Molecule: messenger RNA, 2421 nt
Organism: Umbelopsis ramanniana AG
Lineage: Eukaryota; Fungi; Mucoromycota; Umbelopsidomycetes; Umbelopsidales; Umbelopsidaceae
Exons: 7
Coding region: 41-2077 (678 amino acids)
Biological process (GO): long-chain fatty acid metabolic process; long-chain fatty-acyl-CoA metabolic process
Cellular component (GO): lipid droplet; plasma membrane; endoplasmic reticulum
Molecular function (GO): long-chain fatty acid-CoA ligase activity
Source: RefSeq, a predicted model, not a curated record
CUCGCCCUUUUAUUUUCUUUAUUUCCAUUGCUAUACCACUAUGGCACAAUAUCUAUCGUCUUUAUUCCUUCCUAAGCAUGACAAUCGCUUGGUUGAAGUCGAUGCUGAACAACACAUUUAUCGUAACAAGAUAGCAGAACACGAACUGAUCAAAGGACCCAAAGUCCCAGAGUGCUCAGAAAACGACCGCACUAUAGGCCAUAUCUGGAGAUACAUUACAGACACUAAUGCUGAUAAGCCAGGGUUUGGCGAACGCGAGUUGCUGGAAAUGCACGUGGAAGAAAAGCCAGCUACGGACGGAAGCGGCAAGACGAAGAAGUGGUACACACCCGAGCUUUCAGAUACCUACAAGUGGAUCACCUACGGUGAGGCAAGAAAAUGGAGCGACAGCGUAACUGCGUAUUUGUUGGAGAAGGGAAUCCAGCCUGGUGACUCGAUCCUGUUGUAUGCCAAAACAUCGCAAUGGUGGAUGAUUACAGCAAUGGCAUGUUUUGCCGCCGGUAUCAUUGUCACAACUGCAUAUGACAGUAUGCCUGCUGACGAUGUUCUCCAUGUAUUGAAGGAAACUGGAUCCAAAGUUGUAUUGACUGAGAUAUCACUUAUCGGUACUUUUGAAAAAGUACUCAAAGGCUCCCCAGAAGGACAAGUCCAAAUCGUUCUAUAUAGCGGAAAGGAGAUCGAAAACAAGAAGCAAUUGGAACAAUUUCUAUCGUCUGUUCCAAAAGGCAUUUCUGUGGACCAUGUCAAGGAAGUGAUGAGUGAAGGCCAUACGAGCUCCAAGCUCGCGUCGUCUGAGCCUUCAACAAAUGACUUGGCCAUGAUCAUGUAUACCUCUGGAAGUACCGGCAAUCCUAAAGGAGUGGAGAUGACCCAUGGAAAUAUGGUUGCUGCUCAAAGUGCUGGUGACUUCUUAGCGCGUGACAUCGUUGCCGAUGACGAACAUUACUAUAUUGCAUUUUUGCCACUGGCUCACGUCUUGGAAUUCUUACUGGAAUUCAUGUUCAUCAACCUUACUGUUCCCAUUGGUUAUGCCAGCAUCCGAACUCUCAUGGAAGAUGGUGUAGUUGGUAAGGAUGGUCAAGGCAAGGGCAAGGGAGACUUGAGUGCAUUGCGGCCAACCAUCAUGUGCGGUGUGCCCGCUGUUUGGGAACGUAUCCGAAAGGGAAUCGAAUCCAAGGUUGCAAAGCAGAAUCCUAUUUUACAAACAAUUUUCAAUGUCGCUAUCAAUGUUAAAUGGCAGCUCCUCAAGUUCUUUGGCAAAAACAAUGUCAUCACCGAUAUAUUUAAUAAGACUAUCUUUGCCCCCAUCCGCGCGGUAACCGGUGGUCGUCUGCAAUAUGGCGUUACUGGAGGUGCACCAGUUAGUUUUGAGACCCAUCGUUUCGUCAAUACCACACUCUGUCAACUUUUGGAAGGAUACGGUCUCACAGAAUGCUGCGGUCUUGGUGCGGUGACGUUACCUUGGAUGGGCGCCACCACUACUGGUACAAUCGGCUACCCCUCUCCUUCUAUUGAAUUUCGAUUUGUCGAUGUUGAAGACGCAGGUUACAAGGCCUCUGAAGGCGUUGGUGAAAUUUGGUUGAGAGGACCAUCCUUGCUCAAAGGAUACCACAAGCGCCCUGAUGUUAACAAAGAAUCUUUGACGGAUGAUGGAUGGUUCAAGACCGGUGACGUUGGCAAGAUCAAUCCCGACGGCACUAUCUCUAUCACUGAUCGUAUUAAGAACUUGGUCAAAUUAUCACACGGAGAAUACAUUGCUAUCGAGAGUCUGGAGAGCAAGUACCGAAAUUGUCAAGAGAUCAAGAGCAUUUGCAUUGUUGCCGAGAAUGGAAAGGACUUCAUCUUGGCUGUAGUGGAGCCUAGCUCCUCAAACGCAGAUAAGGAUCAGUUACUCAAAGCAUUGCAGAAGACUGCCCGGGAUGCCGGAUGCUCACGAGUGGAAACUAUCCAUGAUAUCUUCCUUUCAAAUGAGGACUGGUCUAAGAAUGGCUACAUGACCACCAGUGGAAAGUUGAAGCGAAAUGUUAUCAAGGAUGCCUACAAGGAUGACAUUAAGAAAGCUUAUGGCCAGAAAUAGAGAUGGGUCGAGAUAUGAUAUUCUUCAUUGUUCCUUUGUGUUUAUUUUGAAGAGAAAAGAAGAAAAUAAAAACGAUAUAUUACUUAAUGAAAGAACAGUUGCCAUACACACUCUCCAAGCGUGUAGCGUGAUUUCAUAUUACAAAAAGAAGAAUGGUGUGCAAACGAAAAAUGUGAAAGAAAAAUGCUAGAUGACAUGAACAGAAGAGGGAAAGGAUCUAUUUUUUAGAGAGUUUGGCCUUCUUAGAGGCUGGUUUCUGAGCCGCAUUGUUCUUUCUCUUGCCAUUGGCAGCAGUAGCCUUAGCCUUGACUUUGCCCUCUGCCUUGACCUUAGGUGGAAGACUA